AUGUCAUCACCACUCACUACCGACUCUAAAAUACUCAUUGUAGGAGCCGGGACCUGGGGCUGCAGCACCGCACUUCACCUGGGUCGUCGAGGCUACAAACAUGUGACCGUCCUUGACCCUUAUCCUGUUCCCUCACCCAUCUCGGCUGGCACGGACUUGAACAAAAUCCUGGAAUUGGGCUCUUUUGCUGGAGACGAUGCUGACGAGCGUUAUGUAUCGAACAAGUUGCUAGAAGCAGCUACGGAGGGUUGGCGUAAUGAUCCCGUGUUCAAACCCCAUUUCCACGAAACUGGCUGUAUCUUGGCGGCCACGUCGAACGAAGCUCGUCAGCACAUGAACACGCGGGAUGGGCCCAGCGAGGCAGGUGGGUGGAUUCCGCUCAGGACCAAGGAAGACUUCCAAGCAGCCAUGCCUAAGGGUGUAUUGACGGGCGAGUUCCCCGGUUGGGAGGGAUGGUGGAUGCAAAAAGGAGCUGGGUGGGUUCACGCUCGCAAGAGUAUGGAGAGCGCGGCUCGGGAAGCUGCUCGUCUAGGGGUCAAAUUCAUUACUGGCGAGCAGAUAGGCCGUGUAUCGAAUUUGAUCUAUGAUUCUGGCGACGUCCGGGGCGCCAUCACUGCUGAUGGCACUUACCAUUAUGCAGACAGGACAAUACUCAGUGCAGGCGCCAGCGCGGCGGCUCUGUUCGACAUGAAAGAUCAACUUCGGCCCACAGCCUGGACCUUGGCCCACAUUAAGAUGACCCCAGAGGAAGCCAAGUUGUACAAAAACCUUCCGGUGUUGUUCAAUAUCGAGCGAGGUUUCUUCAUGGAACCCGACGAGGAUAAUCACGAACUGAAGAUGUGUGACGAACACCCUGGGUAUUGCAACUGGAUCUCGGACGCAGCUGCGCCAGAUGCUGGCCAGAUCAGCUCCCCCUUCGCAAAGCACCAGAUUCCGAUCGAAAGCGAAGCGCGCUGCCGGGAAUUCUUGCGCGAGACCAUGCCUCACCUGGCAGACCGACCUUUCUCUUUUGCGCGGAUAUGCUGGUGCGCAGACACGCCCAACCGGGCAUUCCUAAUUUCAAAGCACCCAGAUUACGCCUCCUUAGUGCUGGGUGUGGGUGGCUCUGGACAUGGAUUUUGCCAUAUCCCCGCAAUUGGAGGCUUUAUUGUUGAUGCUAUGGAGGAUAAACUGGACGACAAGCUGAAACAGAGCUUUCGAUGGAGGCCAGAGACAGCCCAGGGCAGGGAUUGGAAAGACUUGCAGGGUCGGUUUGGUCCGCAGGGCGCCAAUCGGGUGAUGGAUUUUCAGGAUAUCAAGCAAUGGACAAACAUUGGCGAGGAUCAAGAGUGA
Molecule: messenger RNA, 1332 nt
Organism: Fonsecaea nubica
Lineage: Eukaryota; Fungi; Ascomycota; Eurotiomycetes; Chaetothyriales; Herpotrichiellaceae
Exons: 1
Coding region: 1-1332 (443 amino acids)
Molecular function (GO): flavin adenine dinucleotide binding; saccharopine oxidase activity; sarcosine oxidase activity
Source: RefSeq, a predicted model, not a curated record